CAGCGGUUCUCCUGACUCCCCGCCUUCGUUCGUUCUUUGUUCGGUCCACCUGGCUCCGCCCCACCCAGUCGCGGAGCUUUGACGAUUCAAGCUUUUCUGUCCCUCGCGGGGAACCGUACUCAGAAGCUAGGCCCUGUAACAGGCGGCGGCAAUUAGGAUUGUAGCUAGCAAGAAGAAUUUGUGAUCAGAGUUGAGGAUGGUUCUAAAUGAGAUGAGUGGUGAUGGGUCUGAGCAAGAGGAAAACAAGGGCCUGGAACCUGAUGUCAUUGCCAGGGGAAACAUACUUGAGAGUUUUACGGAGAGUCAAGAAGCACGAGAGUUGAUUAACAACCUCCGAUCAGUGCAUGAGGACCUGAUAUUGCGAGAAACGGCAAUUCAAAAGUUUAACGUUAUAAUGAACAAGUACCAGGAGCAACCUCACCUUUUGGAUGCACAUUUAGAGUGGAUGCUGAAUUUAUUACUAGGUAUUAUCCGGGAUGAAGCAUCUUCUCCUUCUCUAGUCCAUCUGUCCUUUCAAUUCCUUUACAUCAUUUCAAAGGUACGAGGGUAUAAACCCUUCCUAAGACUAUUUCCUCAUGAAGUAGUUGACGUACAGCCUGUCUUGGAUAUGCUUGUGUAUCAGAAUCCAAAAGACUACGAGACCUGGGAGACUCGCUACAUGCUCUUGCUGUGGUUGUCUGUAACAUGCUUGAUCCCUUUUGAUUUGGCAAAGCUAGAUGGGAAUAUCUCCUCUCCAGAAGGAUGCACUCGAGUGCCAAUAAUGGAUCGCAUCCUCAUGGUGGCAAAAUCCUAUCUGGUUGUAAGUGACAAGGCUCGAGAUGCAGCUGCAGUCUUGGUCUCAAAGUUUAUUACCCGCCCUGAUGUCAAACAAAAAAGAAUGGCAGACUUCCUGGACUGGACCCUUUCAACAUUAUCUAAAUCUUCUUUUCAUACUAUGGAGGGGACUAUUGUAAUGGAUGGCAUGCUUCAAGCCCUGGCACAGCUUUUUAAACAUGGCAAGAGGGAAGACUGUUUACCAUAUGCUUCUACUGUGCUUGAAUGCCUUGAUAACUGCAAGCUCUCUGAAAGUAACCACACGCUCCUUCGCAAGCUGGGAGUGAAACUUGUUCAGCGACUCGGCCUGACAUUUCUUAAGCCCAAGGUGGCAAAGUGGAGGUAUCAACGGGGUUUCCGAUCGUUAGCUGCAAAUUUGCAGAUUUCUACUGUGGGACCUGUUGCACCGAAAGCAAUGAAUGCAGCUUCUGUCACUGAGGAGGAGGAAGAGGAAGAGGAAUAUGACAUUCCAGGAGAUGUUGAAAAUGUUGUAGAGCAAUUGCUGAUUGGUUUGAAAGAUAAGGACACCAUUGUCAGGUGGUCUGCAGCAAAAGGGAUUGGUAGACUGACAGGAAGGUUACCAAAAGAGCUAGCUGAUGAAGUUGUUGGAUCUGUGUUAGACUGCUUCAGUUUCCAGGAAACUGACAAUUCUUGGCAUGGUGGAUGUUUGGCACUAGCUGAAUUAGGAAGAAGAGGGUUGUUACUACCUUCUCGGCUUUCUGACGUUGUUCCUGUGAUUUUAAAAGGACUGUCCUAUGAUGAGAAGAGGGGAGCCUGCAGUGUUGGCUCAAAUGUACGGGAUGCCGCUUGCUAUAUAAGUUGGGCUUUUGCUCGUGCCUAUGAUCCCUUGGAACUGAGGCCAUUUGUUAAUCAAAUUUCAAGUGCUCUGGUUAUAGCUGCUGUAUUUGACCGCGAUAUUAAUUGCAGAAGAGCCGCCUCGGCUGCCUUCCAGGAGAAUGUUGGUAGACAGGGUACUUUCCCACAUGGAAUUGACAUUUUAACUGCAGCUGAUUAUUUUGCUGUUGGCAAUAGAAUUAAUUGUUUCCUCAAUAUCAGUGUCUACAUUGCAGGUUUUCCUGAGUAUACGCAUCCAAUGAUUGACCACCUGGCUAACAUGAAGAUCAACCACUGGGAUGGAGUUAUUCGGGAAUUUUCAGCCAAAGCUUUGCAUAAUCUCACACCACAGGCUCCUGAAUAUAUGGUUAACAAAGUUUUACCAAAACUUCUGCCAUUGGCAGUGGGCACAGAUCUGCACACUCGCCAUGGAGCAAUCUUGGCCUGUGCCGAGAUCACUCAUGCAUUGAGCAAACUAGCAGAAGAAAAUAAGAGAUCCAUUACAUCUUAUUUGGAUGAGAAAAUCUUGGAAGGACUUAAACAGAUUCAUGUGGAGCUUUGUUGUCGUCAGCUGUACCGGGGUUUAGGUGGAGAACUAAUGAGACCAGCUGUCUGCACUUUAAUUGAAAAAUUGUCACUUUCAAAAAUGCCCUUUAGAGAAGAUCCUAUAAUUGAUGGCUGGCAGUGGCUGAUAAAUGACAGUUUACGAAAUCUUCAUCUUGUUUCAAGCAAUGCAAGACAGCAAAUAAAAGAAUCAGCAGUCUCUGCAUUAGCUGCUCUGUGUAAUGAAUAUUACUGCAGUGAAGGAGGAGCAAAUCCAGCUCAACAAGAUGAACUGGUCAAGCAAUACAUUUCAGACCUUCAAAGCUCUGAGGAAAUGAUUCAGUGUGGCUUUUCGCUUGCCUUGGGUGCCCUUCCCAGAUUUCUUCUGAAAGGCAGGCUCCAGGAGGUUUUAGAAGGUUUGAAGAGAGUGUCUUGCAUUUCACCCCGACAUGUGAGCUUUGCUGAAUCCAGAAAGGAUGGCCUAAAAGCAAUUGCAAAAGUUUGCCUGACGGUGGGAGUGAAGGGGGAAGGGUCACCAACUGAAUUUGUGUGCAAAACAAAUGUGGCACAGAUAUACAACACAUUGCUGGAUGGGCUGAAUGAUUACACAACUGACAGUCGAGGUGAUGUUGGAGCAUGGGUGAGAGAAGCUGCUAUGACCAGCUUAAUGGAAGUGACCCUGCUGUUAACACAGAAUGAGCCAGAGUUGAUAGAUGCAAACGUGUCCAAACGGAUUAUGUGCUGCCUGGCUCAACAGUCAGCUGAAAAAAUUGACCGAUUCCGAGCCCAUGCAGGAACUGUAUUCCUCACACUUCUAUACUUUGACAAACCUCCAGUCCCACAUGUACCCCACCGGGAAGAUUUGGAGCAGAUAUUUCCAAGGUCAGAGGCAGUAACAUUCAACUGGAAUGCACCAUCACAAGCCUUUCCCAAAAUCACACAGCUUUUGGAUUUCCCAGCAUAUCGAUACCAUGUUCUAACUGGCCUGACAGUGUCUGUUGGUGGACUAACGGAAUCAACAGUGCGUUGCUCAUCACAGAGCCUCUUUGACUAUCUGAAGAGAAUUCAGAUCAACAUGGAAGCUAUGAGCAGCUUUUGUGAAACACUGCUACAAGUCUUUGAGGACAAUCUGCUGAAUGACAGGGUAUCAGUACCACUGCUGAAGAUGCUGGACCAGAUAUUGGCCAACGGCUGCUUUGAUGUCUUUGUCACGGAAGAGAACCAUCCAUUUCCCAUGAAGUUACUUAAACUUUGUAUAGAUGAGAGCAGGAAAUCUAAAGACAUCCAGAAACUCCGGUCCAGCAUUGCAGUGUUUUGUGGUCUGAUUCAGUUUCCAGGUGACAUGAGAAAGAAAGUUUUAUUUCAGCUCUUCCUCCUUCUUUGCCAUCCAUUUCCUAUUAUAAGAAAGACAGCAGCCAGUCAAGUCUAUGAAAUGCUGAUAACCUACAGUGAUAUUGCCGAACCUGAUGUUAUAGAAGAGGCCAUGACCAUUUUGAGUGACACUAACUGGGAUGCAGAAUUGGUAGUUGUGAGGAAGCAACGCAACUGUCUCUGUGACUUAAUGAAAGUCCCCAAACCACAACUAGUAACCAAGAGCACCUGAUUUGAACCCCAUUAAUUUUGAAAACCAAUGUUCUUGGGACUUGUCAACACAAAGGAGGAGACAGCUAUUGGCUUAGCAUUCUGUAUUCUGCAAACUGUAUUUUCUGAGCGAAAAGGUAAAAGAGUGCAAUCCUGUUUUCAAAAGCACCAUGUGUGAAAGGACGCUUUUAGUCAUUAUAUAUUUGUGCUCAUCCCUUAAUCUGUAACCACAAGAUGGCAGUUUGACCACAUGAUCUUUCCUUUGUUUUUCAGAUUUAGUAUCAUUGCUGGUAUUUUGUGUUGCUUGCUCAAAACUGAAUUAAAGUAGCUCUUGGAAAGAGCACGCCA
Hemicordylus capensis (graceful crag lizard) is the source of this 4119-nucleotide messenger RNA. RefSeq names its product tubulin folding cofactor D (gene TBCD). The transcript is spliced from 40 exons. Gene Ontology annotation, molecular function: beta-tubulin binding; GTPase activator activity. Bases 197 to 3793 code for a protein of 1198 amino acids. NCBI's taxonomy places the organism in Eukaryota, Metazoa, Chordata, Lepidosauria, Squamata, Cordylidae. The record is from RefSeq and is a predicted model, not a curated record. Gene Ontology annotation, biological process: tubulin complex assembly; adherens junction assembly; post-chaperonin tubulin folding pathway. Gene Ontology annotation, cellular component: lateral plasma membrane.